AUGCCUGAGUGUACACAUCCAUUAGUUGGCGUCGGAACAUUUGUGAUGCGAGGUAACAAAUUCCUGAUUGGUAAAAGAAAAGGAAGUCAUGGAUCCGGAUCUUGGCAGCUUCCCGGUGGAAAGUUAGAAUUCGGUGAAUCCUUUGAAGACUGUGCAAAACGCGAAGUACUUGAGGAAACAAAUCUUGAAAUCACUAAUGUGAUUUAUCAGACUACAACAAACGAUGUAAUGAUAAAUGACAAUAAGCAUUAUGUAGCUAUUUUUAUGCGUGCUGAAGUUGUUGAUAUGGGAGCUGAUCCUUUGGUAAUGGAACCAAACAAAUGUGAAUGUUGGGAGUGGGUGACAUGGGAUGAGUUUAUAAAAGGUGGUAUUACAGGUACUGAAAACAUUCAAGACAGUAAGAUUAAUAAACAGAAACCUCUUCAAGUUCAUGUUCCCACUCAAAAUUAUCAUCCUGCUGUUCUCAUAACUGGUACCUCAGCUGGAAUUGGUCGUGAAACUGCUUUUACUCUUGCGAAACUUGGGUACACUGUAUUCGCUGGUGUCAGAAAAAAGGAUGAUGUUGAUGAUCUUAUUGCUGCCUUUCGCGAAUGCGAUAAUCCCAAAGAAGGCCGUCUUAUUCCUAUUAUUUUAGACGUGACAAAUAAAGAACAUAUUCAAAAUGCGUAUGAUCAUAUUCAAUCAACCAUUGGUCAUGAAAUUCCUUUCGUUGGUUUAAUCAAUAAUGCUGCAUUAGUUGUCUAUUUACCCAUGGAAAUUGCUUCGGAAGAUGCUUUUUUAAAUAGUUUUAACACAAAUUAUUUUAGUAUUGUUAAUCUUACAAAAAAAUUCUUACCUCUCUUACGGGAAAGUGGUGGCCGUGUGAUUAACAUAGGUAGCAUUGCAGCUUGGGAAAAUUCAGCUGUUAUGGGUAUUUAUUCUGCAACUAAGGCUGCUGUUAGAGUUAUGACCCGCAUUUGGAGAAUGGAAACUAGAGAAAUGGGCGUACACUUUGCUUUAAUUGAACCUGGCAUCAUCGUUUCCAGGUUGAAUGACCAAACAACAUCUAAUUUUCGUAAUUUUAAAUCUUUCUCCUCUCUCUCUGAUUACUAUUCUACUUCACAAGAAGAUAAUUCAAAAGCUAUCGUCGAAUAUGAAAAAUUGUAUAAAGCCGUUGCAAAAUGUAGUGAAAAUUUUAGAGCUUCCCCUACUGAAAUUGCAGCUGAUGCCAUAUUACAUGCUUUAACUGCCCUUUAUCCAAAAAAUACUUAUUAUGUUGGUUUAGAUGCUAAAGUUCUUGCUUCUGUUAAUUGGCUAUUAGGUGAUAGAAUUGCUGAAGCUGUACAAUCCAAAGUUUUAUCUUUUGUUUCUAAUUAA
Molecule: messenger RNA, 1356 nt
Organism: Dentiscutata heterogama
Lineage: Eukaryota; Fungi; Glomeromycota; Glomeromycetes; Diversisporales; Gigasporaceae
Source: the annotation of a GenBank genome assembly